CAAGAACCCCAAACGCACACUGCAGCAGGCACAAAGCCAAAGCAGAAAAAAAAAACAGAAAAAAGAAAAGCAGAGGUCCUAAUUUUUCUCACUUCCUCAUUACAUUCUCUAUCAAAACUUAAUCAGCUUUGCAAGAUAUCAUGUGCAACCCAAAGCCCUCUUCCCCUUCCUCAUUUCUCUCUUCCAACAAAACCCAUUUCAUCAUGAACUCCAACAAAACCAUGGACCUCCACGCUGCAGCUGAUGAUGAUGAUCAAGAGCUUCAUAGAUGGCCUACUCUUUCUGAGGCUUUACAAGAAAUCAAGGCCAUAGGGAAGAUCUCUGGUCCAACCACCAUCACAGGUCUGCUUUUGUACUCAAGAGCCAUGAUCUCCAUGCUUUUCCUUGGCUAUCUUGGUGAGCUUGAGCUUGCUGGUGGCUCUCUCUCAAUUGGGUUUGCCAACAUCACUGGUUACUCUGUCAUCUCAGGCCUUGCCAUGGGAAUGGAACCCAUCUGUGGACAAGCUUAUGGAGCCAAGCAAAUGAAGCUUCUUGGCCUAACCCUUCAAAGAACUGUCCUUCUCUUGCUCUCGACCUCCAUUCCCAUCUCCUUCAUGUGGCUUAACAUGAAAAGAGUCCUCCUUUGGUGUGGCCAAGAUGAAGAGAUUUCAUCUGUGGCUCAUACUUUCAUUCUCUUCUCCAUUCCUGACCUCUUCUUUCUCUCACUUCUUCACCCCCUAAGAAUUUAUCUGCGCACCCAAAACAUCACAUUACCAUUGACUUACUGUUCAGCCAUCUCUGUUGUCCUUCAUGUCCCUCUAAAUUUCCUCCUUGUGGUCAAAUUCAACAUGGGGAUUUCAGGGGUUGCCAUAGCCAUGGUUUGGUUUAAUCUCAACCUCUUCAUCUUGCUCUCUUCCUUCACAUAUUUCUCCAAUGUUUAUAAGGACUCCUGGGUUUGCCCGAGCACCGAUUGCAUCCGAGGCUGGUCUUCUUUGCUAGCUCUGGCAAUUCCAACUUGCAUCUCUGUUUGCCUGGAAUGGUGGUGGUACGAGCUCAUGAUAAUGCUGUGUGGGCUACUAGCCAACCCGAAAGCCACCAUUGCUUCAAUGGGGAUACUAAUCCAAACCACUGCUCUUGUCUAUGUGUUUCCAUCAUCUCUAAGCCUCGGCGUCUCCACAAGAGUUGGGAAUGAAUUGGGGGCGAAUCGAGCUGCAAAAGCCCGCAUUUCCACGAUCGUCUCUCUCGCUUGCGCGGUGGCCUUAGGCCUGUUAGCCAUGUUGUUCACAACACUCAUGAGGCACCAAUGGGGGAGGUUCUUCACCAGCGACCCUGAAAUCCUUGAGCUCACGGCCAUUGCAUUGCCAAUAGUAGGGCUUUGUGAGCUGGGGAACUGCCCACAAACCACAGGCUGUGGUGUUUUGAGGGGAAGUGCUAGGCCUACCAUUGGAGCCAACAUCAAUUUGGGGUCUUUCUACUUGGUUGGCAUGCCUGUGGCCAUGCUCAUGGGGUUUGUGGUCAAAAUGGGGUUUGCAGGGCUCUGGCUUGGAUUGCUUGCAGCUCAAGGCUCUUGUGCCUUGCUCAUGUUUUAUGUUCUUCGCACAACAGAUUGGAAUGCUCAAGUGAAAAGAGCAAGAGAGCUCACCCAAGCUUCUGCUUCUAGUUCUACAACUCCUCCAAUAUUACCAAUAUCUUCUUCACCACCAGGGUCUAAAAAUUCUAAGGAACCCAGCAAGAAGCUGCAGGUUGAAGAUGAUGAUGAUGAGGUUGUGAAGUCAGCAGAGACACUUGAAACUGACCCUCUGAUCAUAUGAAAUCAUCUGCUAAAAAUUAACAGUAUAUUACUGUGCAUUAAUCAUCAGAGCUAAUUUAAGUCACACUAGUUUCACCAUUUUUGUAUUCCCCUCUUGAGGAACUUGAUGUGAAAAUUAAUUUAUCAGAGUUCCAUUAAUCCAACACCACUGAAUCUUCUUUUAUUUUAUCUCUUAUUAUAUAUUCU
This is a messenger RNA of Prunus mume (Japanese apricot), 1975 nucleotides long. RefSeq names its product MATE efflux family protein (gene ZF14). Gene Ontology annotation, biological process: xenobiotic detoxification by transmembrane export across the plasma membrane. Gene Ontology annotation, cellular component: membrane. NCBI's taxonomy places the organism in Eukaryota, Viridiplantae, Streptophyta, Magnoliopsida, Rosales, Rosaceae. Gene Ontology annotation, molecular function: antiporter activity; xenobiotic transmembrane transporter activity. The record is from RefSeq and is a predicted model, not a curated record.